Messenger RNA from Ailuropoda melanoleuca (giant panda), 333 nucleotides. Its product is annotated as RNA polymerase II subunit A C-terminal domain phosphatase SSU72-like. Gene Ontology annotation, molecular function: phosphoprotein phosphatase activity. Lineage: Eukaryota; Metazoa; Chordata; Mammalia; Carnivora; Ursidae. The record is from RefSeq and is a predicted model, not a curated record. The transcript has a single exon. Gene Ontology annotation, biological process: mRNA processing. Gene Ontology annotation, cellular component: nucleus. The annotation marks the transcript as partial.
AUGCCCUCGUGCCCGCUCAGGGUGGCUGUGGUGUGCAGGAGCAACGUGAACAGGAGCAUGGAAGCCCACAGCAUCCUCCGCAAGAGAGGGUUCCGCGUUCAGUCCUUCGGAGUCGGAUCUCGGGUGAAGCUCCCAGGACGCUCAAGCAAUCGCCCGGUGAUCUACGAUUUCUCCACGACCUAUAAGCGGAUGUACGAGGACCUUUGCAGGAAAGACCGGGAAUGCUACAGAAGGAACGGAAUCCUGUACCUCUUGGGGAGAAACGACAGGAUCAAGCCGCGCCCCGAAAGGUUUCAGGAGUGCAGUGACCCCUUCGACGUCAUCUUCACCUGC